Microplitis mediator is the source of this 2661-nucleotide messenger RNA. Its product is annotated as spermine oxidase. Lineage: Eukaryota; Metazoa; Arthropoda; Insecta; Hymenoptera; Braconidae. The transcript has 3 exons. Gene Ontology annotation, molecular function: polyamine oxidase activity. Bases 31 to 1596 code for a protein of 521 amino acids. The record is from RefSeq and is a predicted model, not a curated record.
GCCAUGAUCAUUAAAUGUUGACAUUUAAAAAUGGCGGCGUCCACAGGUGAUUCAGUGGAUGACCGAAAUAAUUAUAAAAUAUGUAUUAUUGGUGCUGGCAUGGCUGGUCUGUCAGCAGCAAAUCAUUUAUUAAAAAACAAUUUUAGUGAUUUUGUUAUAAUUGAAGCAAGAAAUCGUAUCGGUGGACGUAUAUGUUCUACUAAAAUAGGUGAAGAUAAUAUUGAAUUAGGGGCAAAUUGGAUCCAUGGGGUAUUGGGGAACCCAAUAUUUGAAUUAGCGAUGGCGAAUGGUUUAAUAAAUAUAAUAAACUGCCCGAAACCCCACAAAGUUGUUGCAGCAAUGGAAGACGGCAAGCAAUUGUCAUUUCCUAUUUUACAAGAAAUAUAUGAAGCAUAUGUAUGUUUUUUACGUCGUUGUGGUGAAUAUUUUUUAAGUGCAUACGUGCCGCCAGAUGGUAUCAAUAGUGUUGGUGAACAUAUUAAAUUAGAGUCAACAUUAUACUUAUCAUCAUUACCUGAAAAUGAACGUAAAAUACGACAGUUGUUGUUUGAUUGUUUGUUGAAACGUGAAACAUGUAUUACUGGCUGUGAUAGUAUGGAUCAAGUUGAUUUACUUGAAAUGGGAAGUUAUGCUGAGUUACAAGGUGGGAAUAUCAGUUUACCUGGUGGUUACAGUAGUAUAUUGGAACCUGUUACCAAACACAUUCCUAAGGAUAAAAUUUUAUUAGGACAUCCCGUUACUGAAAUCAGGUGGCAGUCAGAAGACGACACGGAAGAAGAAAAAAAUAAAAUUCGCGUCAGCUGUUCAAAUGGUAAAAUAAUAACAGCCGAUCAAUUAAUUUGUACAUUACCACUAGGUGUAUUAAAAAAAAAUAAAGCGAUAUUUAAUCCACCGUUACCACAAUACAAAUGCGAAGCAAUAGAUAAAUUAAUGUUCGGUACCGUGGAUAAAAUAUUUUUGGAAUACGAUCGUCCAUUUUUAAACCCCGGAGUGUCUGAAGUUCUUCUUCUGUGGGACGACAGCGUCAUCAGUGAUCAAGAAGAUUCUUCAUCCAGCAAAGACAUCAGUAAAACGUGGUACAGAAAAAUUUAUUCCUUUACAAAACUAUCCGAGACAUUAUUACUUGCAUGGAUAUCAGGCCGCGAAGCCGAGUACAUGGAACAAUUAACGAGCAAAGAAAUAUCUGAUGCCUGCACAAUGAUAUUGAGAAAAUUUUUAAAUGAUCCGUUUGUUCCUGUGCCGAAAAAUUGUUUGAGAACAAGUUGGCACUCGCAGCCGUGGACUUGCGGGUCUUAUACCGCGGUUGCGAUUGGCUCCAGUCAACUAGACAUCGAAGCGCUUGCUGAGCCUCUUGUUAGUGACGACCCAGAUGGCAGCAAAAAAAUAUUAAUUGCCUUCGCGGGUGAGCACACGCACUCAAGUUUUUAUUCGACUGUUCAUGGCGCCUAUUUGACUGGUCGCACUGCUGCGGCGAGUAUCAUUGAGUCGAAAAAAUUAAAUGAUCAUUGUAAGCUCGGUAAUAAUCAAGGUCUUAGUCUUAUUUGCGAGGACACUAGUGAUCUUAGUUCCUGGAUUCAAGGCAUUUCGCUUAACUAGUUUAAGUUUUUUUUUAUUUUUUAAAUUUAAAUUUGAGUUUUGUUAAUUUACGGGCUGUACUUAAAUUACGUAACGCAUUUAGACCUCCACCGUUUUCUUCUGCUCCCUAUAUUGUAUGUAAUUUUUUUUACGAAUGGUUCCACAGAUUCAAAUUUCGAAUUCUCGGGAUUCACUGUCUGAUGUCGGAUUUUUUUUCCCGCGACAUUCAAAUUUCGAAUUCUCGGGAUUUACUGUCUGAUGUUGGUUUUUUUUUCCCGCGACAUUCAAAUUUCGAAUUCUCGGGAUUCACUGUCUGAUGUCGGAUUUUUUUUCCCGCGAAAUUCAAAUUUCGAAUUUUCGGGAUUUACUGUCUGAUGUCGGAUUUUUUUUCCCGCGACAUUCAAAUUUGGAGUUCACGGGAUUCACUGUCUGAUGUCGGAUUAUUUUUCCCGCGAAAUUCAAAUUUGAACUUUACGGGAUUCCCUGUCCGGUGUUGGUUUUUUUCCACCAGGAAUUAAAUUAACUACAAAUAGUUACCCCUGGCCCUUAAAUUUGUUAUGUAAUUUAAGUACUGACUUUUAGCGGUAAUUGAAAUAUUACAGAAACUUUUGAUGUAAAAAAAAUAUAUACGUCAAUUUUAUUUGUAAUUUUUAAUUGAUGUGAAAAAAAAAUUUUGCGUUAUUUAAUAAAUGUAUAUAUUUUUUUUAAUAUCAAAGACCGAAAUUUUAAAUAAAAAAAACAGCGUAAUUUAAAUGAAAUGCUUUUUUAUGCUAAAAAAAUUCUUUGUUUGUAAAUAUGCAAAGAAAUUAUAAUUAAUGAUAGUAAUUAACGCUUUUGUACAUACCAGCAGCCUAAUUAAAAAUAAAUAAUUAUUUAUCUAGUCAAAAAAAAUAAAAAUAAUUGCCACCAAUAGUCUGUUAAAUUUUUUUUACGAUUGCAUUAAUUAGUGCCAUAUAUCUAGCACUCAUUAAUUAGUUGUUAAUAUUAAUUACUUUUUUUUAUGCACGAAAACCAAAGGACAGAAAAAAGUUCCAAAAAAAACAUAAUUUUUUUUAAUGCACGAAUUUAUUUUUAAAAAAUAAAUAA